CAAAUGAACAGUUGUUUUGGUUUUUGGUUAUGGUUUGACGUUUCGUGUUCGCAAGAGAUUGUCGAUUUUUAUAGGUUCAUGUUCAUGGUUUACUAAAUUGGCCUAGAAAGACAGUCUUUUUUUCGUGUUGUGUUGGAUGUUGUAGUUCAGUUCUUCGCUCAACACUCACGGCACCACUUGUCUUCCUUUCUCUGAUUUAUAUUUUCCAACAAGAAAAUGGAUCAUGAUUGCGUUCCCUCUGCCGUUUCUGUUGCACCAAAAGCUGAACGUAUUAUUAAGAAAAUACCUGGGAAACUACCUCCUCCACCGAAAGAAAUUGAUGUGCUGAUGGGGGAUCUGAGGAAGAAGAGUAUUGUGGAUCUUCAUGAGCUUUUGGAGAGACAAACUAAAAUUCUUUUGAACAAAUCAUUAGUCAACAAAUUGUCUGAUAAAGGUGAAAGAGCAUCUGUCCUUAAGGAUAGAAUUGAAAAAGAGUUAAAAUCUAGGGACGAGCUAGACAAAGCAGCAAGUCUCCUUUCGAAAAUGACUCUUAAUCAACUAAGUGCUCUUGAAUGGAUGGGCCAUUGUAAUCCUGGUCAUCGAGGUGUUAUAUCAACAAAUGUAGACCAUCCAGAAUGUGAAGAAACUAAUCCUCUUAAGAUUUUAGCUACGCACAGUGGUACUACAGAUCAUCAAAAACAGAUAAGCACAAUAAAUGAAGAGGUUACCUUAGUUAAACCAGAAGAUCUUCUUGAUUCUGAAGAUUCAAUUGAGAUUUCUAAAGUAAAAGAUUCUUUGGAGCCCACACUAAAAGUUUCCAAAGACCAGAAAAUGGCUGAAAGUGAUAUGGAUGUAUCAAAGCUGCCUUUACGCUUGAACAAAACUGAGCCAUUUGCACAGGCCAUAUGUGAACGUUAUGGAUGCAAAGAAGGAAAGGAUAGAUUCAAGCCUAAUAAACCUCUUAAACCAUUCACUGGCACCUAUCCUUUGAAACCUACUGGAAGAAUAUCCACAAAGCCAAAGCGUUGGGAAGAAACAAAUGUGACUCCACCUCCCCUAGUACAUACGGAUUCAAAGCUCCUCUCCCUGGAGGAAUCUAUCAAACUACAGCAAGAACAGAAUGUAAAAUUAAAGGACAUUCAGAUCAAACAUGCAACUGAAAAGUUGUCAUCUCUACAUGGAAUUCCAAUGGGUGAUAAAAUUCCAAGAAGUGUCCUGAACAGCAUGUCAUACAGAGAUCCAAUCGAAUGCCAUAGUGAUUCAGAUGAAGACUUUAAUGAGGCUGACAUAGAAGACCAAGAGAUACAUGAUGAAGACCAGCAAGAUAGCGGAACAACUGUUGUCUACAAUGUUGAAACAUGAAGAUGAUCCUUAUUUUCCAGUCACAUACUUUCUGUGAUAAUUCAGUUGAAAACCAGUAUUUUCCUGUACCUCAUUUUAACUAUGCCACAUGAUUAUCAAUAAAUUAUUAAAAUAAUAAGUUUUA
Frankliniella occidentalis (western flower thrips) is the source of this 1465-nucleotide messenger RNA. RefSeq lists its product as uncharacterized. Gene Ontology annotation, biological process: transcription elongation by RNA polymerase II. Gene Ontology annotation, cellular component: nucleus. Bases 217 to 1341 code for a protein of 374 amino acids. Lineage: Eukaryota; Metazoa; Arthropoda; Insecta; Thysanoptera; Thripidae. The transcript is spliced from 4 exons. Gene Ontology annotation, molecular function: transcription elongation factor activity. The record is from RefSeq and is a predicted model, not a curated record.